Abrus precatorius (Indian licorice) is the source of this 1141-nucleotide messenger RNA. Its product is annotated as tankyrase. The coding region runs from base 90 to 716 and encodes 208 amino acids. Gene Ontology annotation, biological process: positive regulation of protein catabolic process; protein ubiquitination. The transcript is spliced from 6 exons. The record is from RefSeq and is a predicted model, not a curated record. NCBI's taxonomy places the organism in Eukaryota, Viridiplantae, Streptophyta, Magnoliopsida, Fabales, Fabaceae. Gene Ontology annotation, molecular function: protein binding.
GUUUUUCACUCCUAAAAGGUCAUUCCAAAUAAGAGAGAGAAAAAGAAGAGGCGGCGUCACAGAAGAGAGGGAAAGUAAAGUAAGGAUCAAUGGCAGUUCCAGGGAGGCGCAAUGGCAUGAACGACGACGAAGAAGACUUAGACGACAACGCUCUUUUCGAAGAAGAAGGUCUCCUCGAACUCGAACUCGAAAACGACAGCGACACGCCUCCUCAUCUCCGUGACCUCUCCGCUGCCGCUCAGCUCGGGGACCUCCACGCCCUCCGCCUCGCUCUAGAUAACUUGAAUGGCAGUAUCGAUGAGCCUGUGGAGGACGGUGAUACAGCUCUUCAUUUAACAUGUUUAUAUGGCCAUUUGGCGUGUGUUCAGCUGUUGCUAGAAAGAGGAGCGAACAUGGAGGUUAACGAUGAAGAUGGUGCAAUUCCUUUGCACGAUGCUUGUGCUGGAGGAUUUAUCGAGAUAGUUCAACUGUUUCUUAACAGAGCUAAUGAUGCAGAACAUAUAAAAAGAAUGCUAGAAUCAGUUGAUUCUGAGGGUGAUACUCCUCUCCAUCACGCCGCAAGGGGUGAGCAUGUUGAUGUAAUUAGGUUGUUGCUGUCUAAUGGGGCGUCUUUGACAAAGGCAAACUUGUAUGGAAAGACCCCGGCAGACUUACCUGAUCAGGACACGGAUGCUAAGAGGCUGCUCGAAGCUGCCGCUACUGCCAUGGCAUGUUAAUGGCGUUAGCAUGUUGGUUAGUAAAAAGAUUUAGAUUCAUUUUGGCACAGACGUUACACUUUUUGGACCAUACAAUUUGUAUUACAUUGCACUCUGUUUUCGAAGUUCAAAAGUGAUUUAUUGGAGGAACACCUUUGUGAAUUUUAACUUUGGAGAGAUAAAAUCGAGGAUUCCCGGAUCGAGUUAUUUAUAGUGGAGACCUUGUUUGCUUACACUAGUUUGCAUUACAUAUAUUUGCUCUUCAACAUGUCACUGAACUGAACUAAGACUGGAUAGUUAUACUUCUCGUUUAAUUGGUUUCUUAAGCAUAAUUUUGAAGGUUGUCCUUUAAUUAUAUCAUAGUCUUAAGUUUGGUUAUCAUUUAUUGUUAUUAUGUUCAAUUAAAUUCGAGUAAUAUAUAAUCAGGGCGGUGUUUGUAAUUUUUU